Thunnus maccoyii (southern bluefin tuna) is the source of this 1766-nucleotide messenger RNA. Its product is annotated as intestinal-type alkaline phosphatase-like. The coding region runs from base 1 to 1572 and encodes 523 amino acids. The record is from RefSeq and is a predicted model, not a curated record. The transcript has 11 exons. NCBI's taxonomy places the organism in Eukaryota, Metazoa, Chordata, Actinopteri, Scombriformes, Scombridae. Gene Ontology annotation, biological process: dephosphorylation. Gene Ontology annotation, cellular component: plasma membrane. Gene Ontology annotation, molecular function: alkaline phosphatase activity.
AUGGCCGGGAAACAUAAGCUAAUUUUCACUGGAUUACUGAUUUUCAUUUCAGUGCAGUGGACUUUGUCUUCUUCAGACGACGAGCUCUAUGCCAGCUACUGGAACAACAAAGGGAGGCAGGCUCUUCACACUGCCCUGAAUGUUCAGCCCAAUAUCCGCCAAGCUAAGAACCUCAUCCUCUUCCUGGGAGAUGGUAUGGGGGUACCGACAGUGACCGCUGCCCGUAUCCUCAAAGGCCAGAUGGCAGGAAAAACUGGAGAGGAGACCAGUCUGGUUAUGGAUACCUUCCCUCACCUGGCACUGUCUAAGACAUAUAACGUGGACCAGCAGAUGCCAGACAGCGCUGGCACAGCCACGGCAUACUUAUGUGGAGUAAAGGCCAAUUACGGCACCUUGGGUGUCACUGCUGCCACCCAAAGGUACAACUGUAGUGCUACCCGCGGUAACGAAGUCAGUUCUGUUCUGCAUCGUGCCAAGGAAGCAGGAAAAUCGGUGGGAAUUGUCACCACCACCCGAGUGCAGCACGCCUCUCCUGGUGCGAACUACGCUCACGUUGCUGACAGAGGCUGGUAUGCUGACUCUGACCUCACCCCUGAUGCUCUCCGACAUGGCUGCAAUGAUAUUGCAUAUCAGCUGGUUCAUAACACAGAGAUAGAUGUCAUUCUUGGUGGAGGUCGUAGGUACAUGUUUCCCACAACCACGCCGGACCCAGAGUAUCAAAACCAUACAGGAUCCCGAAAUGAUGGAAGGGAUCUCGUUAAAGAGUGGAUGAAGAAUAAAAAGAAUGCUAAAUAUGUUUGGAACAAAGCUGAGUUAAAUGCUGUCAAUCCUGCAAAUACAGACUUCCUGAUGGGUCUCUUUGAGCCCAAGGACUGUCGCUACGAGUUGGACCGCGAUACGACCAUGGACCCAUCCCUCACUGAGAUGAUGGAGAAAGCAAUCAAGAUUCUCAGCAAGAACCCUAAGGGAUUUUUCCUCUUUGUGGAAGAUAAGGGGAGAAUUGACCAUGGUCACCAUUCAGGGUUGGCCAAAAAAGCUCUCUACGAGGCUGUUGAGUUUGACCGGGCGAUCGGGAGAGCAGCUGAACUCACCAGUGAGCUCGACACCCUGACUGUGGUCACUGCAGAUCACUCCCAUGUCUUUGCCUUUGGAGGAUAUUCUGGCAGAGGAAACUCCGUUUUCGGGGUGUCUCGCUCAAUAGCUAAUGACAAGAAGCACUUUACCACCGCUGUGUACGGAAACGGACCAGGAUACCAGAUUGUCAAUGGUAAUCGCCCGGAUAUGAAUGAGACAAUUUCAUCGAAUAAGGAUUACCAUCAGCAGGCAGCUGUCCCUCUUGAUUCAGAGACCCAUGGCAUAGAGGACGUAGCCAUCUUUGCCAAAGGUCCCAUGUCACACCUCUAUCACGGGGUCCAGGAGCAGAGCUACAUUGCCCACGUCAUGGCUUACGCUGCCUGUUUGGAGCCCUACGAGAACUGUGAACUCCCCCCAGCCAGCCAUGCUGGAUCCAUCCACCCCAGCCUGCUGCUCCUCCUGAUGGGCCUCCUUCUUCUCUCUUUCUGCUCUGUCUAAGUCUUGGAUGACAGCCGUCAGAGAGUUUGUCCUUGGAAUAACUGUGCUAUCUGACAUUUUGGUUUAAAAAUAAAUAUUCUUAUGUGCAAAUUCUGUGUGUCUUUAAGAGCUGUAUAGUUGCAAAACUUCAAAAUCACUGCCAUUUUGGGUAAAUUGUACUUGUUCAGAUAACCUUGUGAAAGAUUACUGUUAUU